Molecule: messenger RNA, 1930 nt
Organism: Aspergillus glaucus CBS 516.65
Lineage: Eukaryota; Fungi; Ascomycota; Eurotiomycetes; Eurotiales; Aspergillaceae
Product: GNAT family N-acetyltransferase
Exons: 2
Coding region: 124-1620 (498 amino acids)
Biological process (GO): siderophore biosynthetic process
Source: RefSeq, a predicted model, not a curated record
GAAGUGUCAUAUUGGAGGGGCCCAUCAUCCCACUUUCCCAUCGCAUAAAACCCCUCUUCCCCUCGUCUCUUUUUACUUUCUCUUUCUUUGUCUACAAUCAAUUAAAAAACAUCACUUUACAAAAUGCGCCACGGCACCUGUUACCUCCCGAACGGGCAGAGCUUCACUGUGACGCCCGUCUUCGGCGGCUUCAACUUCAAGAGCAACGACUUGACUCUCCACCACUCCGUCCUCCCCCCAGGAUGGACCAUCGUCCUCUACACUCGCGACGACGACGAAUCCUCUGAAAAGGACGAGAAGGACCGCCAGCGCCGCUUCACAGACCCCACCCUCCGCAAUGACUGCCUCCACAUCGCAUCCACAGUCGACCCCUCCAGCGAAGACUUCAAACCCGCCAGUUCCCCGACGCGCCAGAUCGCACUGCUCCUCUACAUCACACUAUGGUGGUAUUUCCACGAACAAGAGCCGGAUCUGCAUCUACACUCGGCGAACUCGGCGAAGACCCCGCUGCUGGGUAAGCCCAAGGGCGACUGGCGGAUUAACAUCAAGCGCGAGGGGAUCUUCAAGAAGCGCAAUUUGCUGCAGAAGCUUGAGCGCAUGGGUUUGAUUGCGACGGAGGAUAGCUCUGUUGGGCUCGAGCCGAAUGAGAACCAGGACUCUGGGGCUUGGGAUAAUAUGUUUGUGAGCAGACGGAGUUUCUGGCAGUUGGAUCCAAGAUUGUUCCUGUUUACGCUUGCGCCAGCGGGGAUUCCGGCGUCGAUUACACGGCAGCAGAUCUCAUCCCCGACGACGGAUGAGCAGGCGAGAUUGAGAAAGGAGGGGCCGUUUACAUCGGGAAGCCAUCUACCCACCUACUUCCCCCCGCCACCAACGCAAUACACUUUCACAAAUGGCGUGCGCCAUCCACUUCGCACCAGGCCCCCGCACCAAGGCGAAGUCGUCUACAUCCGCUACAUCCCCAGCGUGGACCAAUACCUCUCCUUCCGAGUCCCCUACUUCUCGCCCUCAAAACAGUCCCAGUCCGUGUCACCAGGAACCACCCCUCCCUCCGGCUCCAACCAUACACACUCCCUCUCUUCCUCCUCCGCCAUCGGCAUGCAACAACCCCAGCCCAAAGACGGCCCAACAGACCUCGAGAUCCUCCACAAAUGGAUGAACGACCCCCGCGUCAAUGCCGCAUGGGGUGAGGCAGGCCCCAUCGAGCACCAGCAGGAAUUCCUGCGCCACAACCUCGCCUCGCACCACAGCUUCCCGGUCUUCGGAUGCUGGGACGGGAAGCCCUUCGGGUACUUCGAGAUCUAUUGGGCGAAGGAAGAUCGCUUGGGACCGUUGUUGGGCGGUCUGGGUAACUAUGAUCGGGGGAUUCAUUUGCUUGUUGGGGAGCAGGAAUAUCGGGGAUCUCACCGGGUGAAUAUAUGGUUGAGUUCGUUGGUGCAUUAUGCUUGGUUGGCGGAUUCGAGGACGGAGACGGUUUUGUUGGAGCCGAGGAUUGAUAAUGAGAAGGUCAUAAGUUAUCUGCAGAAAUCAGGCUUCUACAAAGAAGGCGAGGUGACCUUCCCGCAUAAGCAGUCGGCUGUUAUGAAGAUCAAGCGUGAUUCGUGGGAGGCGCCGGCCAUCUGAUCGUUGUCUUUUAAUGCACUUCCUCAUAUCGAUCGACGAUCAGCAUAGAAUGUAUAGUACUCUACGGAAUACACCCCAUCAAAUCAACCAACCCCUCCGCAGGUCUAGAUCUGAUGUACAUUCCUCGGAAAACUAAUCCAGAACCCGCGUGGCUGUACUGAAACCCCAUACUGUUCUGUAACGGUGGCGCACGUCCAGCCAUGCCUUGGAAUGUUGUCCUUGCUGUAUUGAAAAGUCUAUGUGGUCACCUCGCAUACUUGGAAUGUCGGAGAUCUAUAUUAAACUAGCAGUCUAUAAAUAUCAUUGUCAA